AUGGCCAUCAAGUCCUUCCUCAUCGCCGCCCUGGCUACCCUGGCCAUCGCCAACCCCAUCCCCGAGCCAGAGGCUCACGCGCUCGUUGCCCGCCAGGGCCUCAACUCCGAUGACAUCGAGAAGGGCAUCUGUCGCCCUGUGACUCUGAUUUUCGCUCGCGGGUCGACCGAAUCAGGUAACAUGGGACUGGUCAUCGGAGCCCCGACCUGCACUGCCUUGAAGGCGAAGCUGGGCGCCGACAAGGUCGCUUGCCAGGGCGUUGGCGGAGACUACACUGCGGGCCUGCUCCCCAACUUCCUGUCCGAGAACACAGACCCCAAGUCCAUUGCGGAGGCCACCAAGAUGUUCACCAUGGCCAAGGAGAAGUGCCCCGACACGCAGAUCGUGGCCGGUGGAUACAGCCAAGGAUCCGCCGUCAUCGACAACUCGGUCAAAGCCCUCGACGACGACCUCAAGGCCCAAGUCAAGGGCGUGACGCUCUUCGGCUUCACCCGUAACGUCAAGGACAAGGGCACCAUCCCCAACUACCCCAAGGAUCAGGUCAAGGUGUUCUGCGCCGUGGGCGACAUGGUUUGCGUGGGCACGCUUAUCAUCACCCCCGCGCAUAUGACCUACGGUGUCAAUGCGAAGGAGGCUGCUGAGUUCCUGGCUGGUACCGUCAGCCUCUGA
This is a messenger RNA of Aspergillus candidus, 669 nucleotides long. RefSeq names its product putative cutinase. The record is from RefSeq and is a predicted model, not a curated record. Gene Ontology annotation, molecular function: cutinase activity. Gene Ontology annotation, cellular component: extracellular region. Gene Ontology annotation, biological process: carbohydrate catabolic process. NCBI's taxonomy places the organism in Eukaryota, Fungi, Ascomycota, Eurotiomycetes, Eurotiales, Aspergillaceae. The transcript has 3 exons. The coding region runs from base 1 to 669 and encodes 222 amino acids.